This is a messenger RNA of Cinclus cinclus, 4828 nucleotides long. RefSeq names its product ST3 beta-galactoside alpha-2,3-sialyltransferase 1 (gene ST3GAL1). Lineage: Eukaryota; Metazoa; Chordata; Aves; Passeriformes; Cinclidae. The coding region runs from base 604 to 1632 and encodes 342 amino acids. The transcript is spliced from 7 exons. The record is from RefSeq and is a predicted model, not a curated record. Gene Ontology annotation, molecular function: beta-galactoside (CMP) alpha-2,3-sialyltransferase activity.
UCGGCGGGCAGGGCCGGCAGACGCACACAGAAACAGACAGACGGACACACAGACAGCGCGGCGGCAGCCACAGCAGCGGCCGUCCGUCCGUCCGUCCGUCCCCACGGCCAUGGGGCUCGGCCGGGCCCCCGCACCCCGCCGUUGCAAACUUCUCUCCAUGGCUUAAAUUAAUAUCAGAGCAUGUCUCUCUGAUGGAAUGUACAACCCCAGAUGAUCUGAUCCUUCAAGAACUAAAUUCCAAGAAUAUAAGAAUGCUUGUUUUAAUGAAUUGCUUGCUCUCACACACAAAACCUGAGUUUUAAUUUCUGUAUGCAGAAAGGAAAGGGUCUGUCUUCAGCAAGCCUCCACCAGGAGAGAUUAGCAACAGAACACAGAGAGGUGGAAGGAACUUCAGAGCGCUGUGAGGAGGUGAAAGGAAAUACCCAGCUUGUCCUUUUUUAAGCCCAUUAGGGGAAGAUGAAGAUUCUCCCUUAUGGCUGGAAGUAGUGGAGUCAAUCUGUACAGCCUAAGCCUGGGGUGGUAACUGGCAAGCACCUGCUGCAGCUUUUCCUUUUUACCUUACUUUGGACCCUGUGUUGUGGGGGCAGAACCCAAGGGGCAAAGAUGGUUGUGGUAAGGAGGAGGAAUGUGAAAAUGUUCACCUUCGCCUUUCUGCUCAUCACAGUGACAUCAUUUCUGCUGAACUACACACACCAGGUGACCACGACCACCUGGGAUCCCAGACAUCUCGUUGUGCAGUUUUCUGAACAUGUCCAAAAACUCUUCAAGUACCCCAGGAGACCUUGCAGCUGUCACACGUGCAUUUCAGAGCUGGGACAUUCCCUCUGGUUUGAUCAGAGAUUUAACUCAACUAUGCAACCUUUCCUGACCUCACAAAAUGCCUUGAUCCCAGAAGACAGCUACAGGUGGUGGCUGAAACUGCAAGGAGAGAAAGCUCCAAAGAGUUUGAACGCUACUCUGACAGAGUUGUUCGGGGUCAUCCCUGGGGAUGGGGACCCCCUGCAGGAGCGGGGUUCCUACAGCUGCAGGCGCUGCGCCGUCGUCGGCAACUCCGGCAACCUCCGGCAGUCUCACUACGGCCAGGAUAUCGACUCCCACGACUUUGUCCUCAGAAUGAACCGUGCCCCCACUGCUGGCUACGAAUCAGAUGUUGGGAGUAAGACCACUCACCACUUUGUUUAUCCUGAGAGCUACAAAGAGCUGGCAGCAAAUGUGAGCAUGAUCCUCAUCCCCUUCAAAACCCUGGACCUGCGCUGGGUUGUCACCGCUCUCACCACAGGCACCAUCAACUUCACAUAUGUUCCAGUUCCAAGGAAAAUCAAAGUCAAAAAAGAAAAGAUCCUGGUUUAUAAUCCAGCUUUUAUGAAAUACAUCUAUGAAAACUGGCUUGAACAUCAUGGGAGAUACCCCUCCACAGGUCUUCUGUCUUUGAUGUUUGCUCUCCAUGUAUGUGAUGAGGUGAAUGUGUAUGGCUUCGGAGCAGACAGCAAAGGACACUGGCAUCAUUACUGGGAAAACAACACUUCAGGUGGGGCUUUCCGGAAGACAGGCGUCCAUGACGGGGAUUUUGAGUUCAAUAUAACUUUGACUCUUGCCUCCAUCGAAAAAAUAAAAUUUUUCAAGGGCAGAUGACCCUGGCCACGGGGACAAGUGGGGGCUGCAAUUUCCAGCAUGCAGCAGAACAAAGCUCAGUGAAGAUGAGGCACCAGCCAGGUUUGAAUGAGUGGGUGUGCAGUGGAUAUGGAGCAUCUCACUCUGCAGGGAACACAGCCGAGGACUGGUUUCCAAGCUGCACAUGAUUUCCUAUCUGCACAUAGCCAGGAGCUACCAAUCAGUUGUGGGAAUAAAUUAAUCUCUGCUUAGGCUCUAGGUCUCGAUUCUUGAAUUACUGAUGAAAGAUCUGCCUGUUGCAAUUAGAGGAAGCCUGAGCGCAGGAACUGCUGUCUGUGUGUGUGUUCUCUCCUCAAGCGAGGCAGGAGAUUCUUGAAGAAGAGUGAAAAUGAUUUCUGGGACUUGAGAUCUGCUAAGGCAGCUGUAAACAUCAUAGUAAGGAUUACCUCAAAAGAAAUGAAUUCACUUCUGCUGUUGAUCUUCUUUUUGAACCACCUCUCCUCUGUUUUCUUAUUACUUCUGUUUUCAUGCUGUAUUAAGGAAAAACAUGACGAAGUUGCCUGGAGGAGUAAAUAUUUCAACCAUUGCUUCAUUUUGCAUUGAUAAUGUCUAGACAUAUGAAUCAAAUAAUCUCAUGUGUUAUUUAGUAUUUCUUCCAACACAGCCAUAAUGAUGGAGAAAAUAAUACUGAAAACUCCAGGGAAAAACAAUGGCCUUUUUAGCCACUUGUCUGUCUUGUUUGAUUAUAUGUAAUUUUUUUUGGUUUUUGGUGUGGGUUUUUUUGGGAUUUUUUUUGGUUGGAAAACACUCUGGAAUGUUUGUUUGUUUGCUUGUUUGUUUUGUUUAAUCAGUUUAAGAUUGGGAAGUGGACUUUCUUCAAGUCAUUUAUAUGUGCCUUUUAUAAUUGUGCAACAAAUGUGAUUUUUUUUUAAGAUGACAAACUCUAAAUUAAACAUUUUUGUAAAAGGGGGGAAAAUUAACCAAAGUUUAGAUUCUGUCUGGUAUGCUUUUGUAGUCAAAACAAAUAAUAACAAAUCCUGUAUUACAUUUAAACAAACACAAACAAGACAAUUUUUAAAGGUAGCUUUUACCUUUUUUCACCGGAAAAUAUUCAAAACUCCCAAGAAAAAUCUUCUUAAAGUUUUUACAAGUUUAAAAAUGCAGUAUCUCUUUACAAGGUCUCUAUCUGAAAUGAAAAAAAAAAAAUCAUGGUUUGAGAUGUUACUUAAACACUGACUAGUUAUAUACUAAGAAUUUUUGCUCUGUAGCAGCACCUGCAAAGACAAAAUCUGCACAAAUUGAUCUUAGAGGAUGAGACAGAUUUCAAAAUCAUGUGCAUCUCUGAAGAAAUUAAUAUAUUGAUGUCAGUACCUCCAGGCAGUGAGAGGAAGGAAGUUACAGUGGAAGUUUUAUAUCCACAGAUUUUUGCUGGAAUCAAUGCAUUAAAGCUUCAAGGACAGAUAAAGUACAAAUCCAAGUUCAGGCAGUGAAGAAUGGAAAACAGCAGUCUUUUCUUCUUGAUAUCAUGAAAACAGGACUUAUUGGUUAUGGAUCUACUUUCAGCCUUGGUGAAACCACAGGACUUUCUGCCACAGGGACUUUUGAUCAGGCUUUGAAAAAAAUGGCAUUUUUAAUUUUUAAUGUAUCACAUUGGUCGGAGUUUAUGGCAAAAGAAAUCAUUAUCUAAAUGUCCUCUCUUCUAUGCACCAGUUGUGGCAGAAUGUCCAAGCAGGUGAGUAUUUGAUGUGUGUCAUCUGAGAUUUAUCCCCUUGUCAUUCUUCAGCAGUGGGUACCAGUGAGGUUCCUUGCAAGGCAUCAAUACAUGUCACAGUGUCAUGAUCAGCUGGAAUUUUGGGCCACAGCACUGCUCACCAACAUGAAUUGCUUUACCCAUGUGAGUAUUACUGGACUCGUGGCAUAUAAAGAGCCAAGGAUGCCAAAUGUCUGUGUGGGAAUCCAUCAGCUCAUGUGCCCCUUCACUUCAGCAGGAUUUUCAAACCCUCGUGAUGAGACUUGUUCACAGUCCUCAUGUCAAGAAGCCAUUUCCCAGCAUGAUGGCCAACAGAACACACUUGCAUGUCACAGGCACAGCAGACUUGAUGGCCUUACUGUCUUCUGCAUGUUCUUCAUAAAAGAAUGAAGCAUUACUGCCUGAACCAUGUUUGCUUGUUUUAAGCAUUCCCUGCUUGUUUAAAUUGCUGUUAAUCAAUAUGCCCUUUUUGAGAUGCUGCAGUAAAACAAACAUAGCAAGUUUAAGAGGUAAAAGACUACAUGCAAGACACCAGUGAUAACUUCACAGGGGGGCAGGAUUUUGGAGCUUCAAGUAUUUUUCUUUUUUCUUCAUGGACAAAUAUUAGUAAUUCAGAAACAUUGACUGCUCCUUCAGUCAUUUUUGGAAAGACUUGGAAGAAAGCUCAUGGUGGUUUAUCUCCUUGAUGUUUCAGGUUUUGUUUUUUUUAUCACAGGGAUCAAUUUGGAAUCAAAAACAGUGGAAAAAGAAGCCAGCUAUAUUCUAGCCUAUGUUCUGAAAGUUUCCUUUUGCUGUUCUAAUAAAAUUUCCAUUUUCCCCUGAACAUUUUGCCCCUGACAGCACAUAUAAAACUCAUGGCUCAUACAUGCAGAUAGAUUUAGUGUCUUCAUCAUGGAACAAGCAGCAAUUCCCAUUUAAUUUUGUUGCCAACACCAAGCAGUAACUGUGUACCACUGAUAACCAUUUUUCAGAGUGUAAGGAGAGCAGAGAGUGGCUCUCCAGGUGUAGGAUGAGGAAUAGUUUGUCCCAUCACAUUUCUAUUCCAGGGGAACUUUUUCUAGAGUCCUUUAGGCAACCGACUGUUGUGUUAGAUUCUUGUCUCAGUUUCUCCACAAUUUUGCUGCUCUUUCAAUUGCCUUCAGAAUCUGGAGAUACCAACAGAAGAUGCUGAGGUAAGAAUUAAUUCCCACUGGCAUUGUUGAAGACUGUUUUCCUGCAAGAAACUUUUUGGAUUUAUUUGGUUUAAAAGAACCAAGGAAAACAUUUAACAACAUGUCAAGGCUUCAAACUCUUGGACUAUUUUUGCCACCUCUGCAAAAUCUCUGAAGCACUCCUUGAGUGUGUGUUAUGUUUUUUACCAAAGCCAAAUCUCUUGAGCACUUUUUUCCUCCCAUGACCAGGAUUUCUUUGUACUUUUCUCUGACUACGCAGUUGAUGAUGAUUCUUUUUCUCUAAUUGUGGGGAGUC